AUGAAGCUCACCGCCCUUGCCUUUGCGGCUUCUCUGGCCGGCCCAGUGUUGGUCGCUGGCGCGCCGCGGGUCGUCCAGGUCCAUCCCUCAGACAUCCGGCCCCGAAGGGUUGGCGGAGCCAGAAUCAAGCUGCCGCAGGUUCACAAUGACAAUUUCAGACAGCAUGGCAAAGGCCCGAGGGCCCUCGCCAAGGUCUACGAGAAGUACGGGAUCGAGAUGCCGCAGGAGCUGGUUGUUGUUCUGCAAAAGAUCCUCGAGGACCUGGGCAUUGAGCCUACACUCAAGACGGUCCCGGGGUUCAAGUCCCACAGCGCCGGAUCGCCCUACACCAACGAGACGGACGACCAAGGCGAGGUCUCUGCCGUUCCGCAGCUUUUCGACGUCGAGUAUCUGGCACCCGUCGAGAUCGGCACGCCGCCGCAGACUCUGAUGCUCAACUUCGACACCGGCUCGUCCGACUUGUGGGUGUUCAGCAGCGAGACGCCCAGCCGGCUCCAGGGCGGCCAGAAGCUGUACCAGAUCCAGGACAGCACCACGUCCAAGCGGCUCGCCAACCACACCUGGUCCAUCCAGUACGGAGACGGCAGCCGCUCGGCCGGCAACGUGUACCUCGACACGGUCAGCGUCGGCGGCGUCACCGUGUUCCAGCAGGCCGUCGAGUCCGCCACGACCGUCUCAUCAUCCUUCACCGCCGACGCCGCCUCGUCCGGCCUGCUCGGCCUGGCCUUUGACUCAAUCAACCAGGUCCGCCCGAACAAGCAAAAAACGUUCAUCUCUAACGCGCUCGAGUCGCUGGAGAUGGGCCUCUUCACCGCCAACCUCAAGAAAGCUGAGCCCACCGCAGCCGGCAACUACAACUUCGGCUUCAUCGACGAGACCGAGUUCACAGGCCCGCUCUCCUUCAUCGACGUCAACACGACCCGAGGCUUUUGGGAGUUCCAGGCGUCCGGCUUCUCCAUCCAGAGCAACGCCAACUCCAGCUCCAACACGUCCUCCAUGUUCGUCCCCGUUGCCCACUCGGCCAUCGCCGACACAGGCACCACUCUGCUCCUCCUCCCCGCCGCCAUCGCCCAGGCCUACUACUGGCAAGUGCCCAGCGCGCGCAGCAGCGCCGUGGUCGGCGGCUGGGUGUUUCCCUGCAACGCCACGCUGCCCGACCUGACGCUGCACAUCGGCACGUACAAGGCCGUCGUCCCCGGCGAGCUGAUCAAGUUCGCCCCCGCGGACACGGACGACUUCGAGACGGCGACGGUGUGCUACGGCGGGGUGCAGAGCUCGAGCGGCAUGCCGUUUGCCAUUUACGGUGACGUGUUCCUCAAGGCGCAGUUUACCGUGUUUGAUGUCGAGGGCCACCAGUUGGGGUUUGCGCCUAAGCCGGAGCUGUAG
Parathielavia appendiculata is the source of this 1386-nucleotide messenger RNA. Its product is annotated as acid protease. Gene Ontology annotation, molecular function: aspartic-type endopeptidase activity. Gene Ontology annotation, biological process: proteolysis. The record is from RefSeq and is a predicted model, not a curated record. Bases 1 to 1386 code for a protein of 461 amino acids. The transcript is spliced from 4 exons. NCBI's taxonomy places the organism in Eukaryota, Fungi, Ascomycota, Sordariomycetes, Sordariales, Chaetomiaceae.